AGGCAACUCGGCGUCACGAGAGCCCGCACCCCGGAGACCCGGCGCCCUGCCCUCCCUCCGCGCCCCCGGGGCCCCGGCCAGGCCCAACAACCUCUCCUUUCCCGGUGCGCCGCAGUCCCGCCGGGCCUCCCGCCCUUGCUAACUAGGCCCCGUUGGGCGCCCCGGACAGCGCAGCCCACGUCGCGCGGAGCCCGCAGUCCCGGGGGACGGCAGGCUGCCGGAAAAUCUCCUCUUGUUUACUGAGUUGGGAAGGUCCCAGCCUGGAUUCGCUUCCUCAGUUCUGCGGUUCCCUUUCUGCUGAUUCCUGGGGCCAGAGGGGAAAGGGUGGCGACCCGCUGAUCCACCCCGGGGGCUGGGAGUGAACGUGGCGCGUGGAGAGAGUCGAAGCCCGGAGCAGCGAUCUGUGUCCGGCGGGUGCUUCGCGAGAGAGCCAAGACAAAGGUGACAAAGGCCAGGUGUCCACCACGGAGAGACGCGUCAAAGUGGCCCCCGUGCGAAUCCAUGCGCGCGCGCGCUGAUACGUGCUGGGAGGAGAGCCCGCCUGCGAGGUGCGCUGGGCUGUUCCCAAACCGCUUUCCGGAGAGAAAGCCGAGUCCACAAACUGAGUGCGCGUAAGUGUGCGCGCGCCCGCGCGCGGGGGCGUGGCAGCAAACAGCAACAACCCACUGGCGAGCUCCGCCAGAAACUCUGAUCGCCCUCCCCUGCCGGAAAGUGCGACUAGCUGGAGCCUGGAGGAGGUCUGGAGGGACCCCGUGGGAGCCUGGCCCGGGAGCCGGGAUGGCCACCCGCCGAGCCUUGCUGACGUGCCUGGGACUGCUUCUCUUCCUGUCCCCGGGGGCACAGGCCCAGAGCCAUGUCCCUCCUGGCUGCAGCCCGAACCUCAACCCCCUCUACUACAACCUGUGUGACCAGUCUGGGGCUUGGGGCAUCGUCUUGGAGGCCGUGGCCGGGGCGGGCGUCGUCACCACUUUUGUCCUCACCAUCAUCCUUGUGGCCAGCCUCCCCUUUGUGCAGGACACCAAGAAGAGGAGCCUUUUGGGGACCCAGGUGUUCUUCCUACUGGGGACCCUGGGCCUCUUCUGCCUCGUGUUUGCCUGCGUGGUGAAGCCCGAUUUCUCCACCUGUGCCUCUCGGCGGUUCCUCUUUGGCGUCCUGUUCGCCAUCUGCUUCUCCUGCCUGGUGGCCCACGCCUUCGCCCUCAACUUCCUGGCCCGCAAGAACCACGGGCCCCGGGGCUGGGUGAUCUUCACCGUGGCUCUGCUGCUGACCCUGGUGGAGGUGAUCAUCAACACGGAGUGGCUGAUCAUCACGCUGGUCCGGGGGGGCGGCGAGGACGGCCCCCUGCGCAAUGGCAGUGCCGGCGGGGCUGCGGCCUCCCCCUGCGACAUCGCCAACAUGGACUUCGUCAUGGCGCUCAUCUACGUCAUGCUGCUGCUGCUAGCCGCCUUCACGGGGGCCUGGCCCGCCCUGUGUGGCCGCGUCAAGCGCUGGCGUAAGCACGGGGUGUUCAUGCUGCUCACCACGGCCACCUCCAUCGCCAUCUGGGUGGUGUGGAUUGUCAUGUACACCUACGGCAACCGGCAGCACAACAGGCCCACCUGGGACGACCCCACGCUGGCCAUCGCCCUCGCCGCCAAUGCUUGGGCCUUUGUCCUCUUCUAUGUCAUCCCUGAGGUGUCCCAGGUGACCAAGGCCAGCCCGGAGCAAAGCUACCAGGGAGACCUGUACCCGACCCGCGGCGUGGGCUACGAGACCAUCCUGAAAGAGCAGAAGGGCCAGAGCAUGUUUGUGGAGAACAAGGCGUUUUCCAUGGACGAGCCCGCCUCGGCCAAGAGACCAGUGUCGCCGUACAGUGGGUACAAUGGGCAGCUGCUGACCAGCGUGUACCAGCCCACCGAGAUGGCCCUGAUGCACAAAGGCCCGUCCGAAGGACCCUACGACGUCAUCCUCCCGCGGGCCACCGCCAACAGCCAGGUGAUGGGCAGUGCCAACUCCACCCUGCGGGCUGAAGACAUGUAUGCAGCUCGGAGCCACCAGGUGGCCACGCCGCCAAAAGACGACAAGAACUCUCAGGCUCAGUCCCCGCAAAAUAAAACGAGAUGGUAGACGCCCUGGUCCCUGGACUGCACGUCAUCCUGACGUCCUCAUCCCUCUGGGUCCCAGCUGGGCAGGGCCCAGCACCUUUCCCACCCUUGUCACUGGAGCUGGGAGGGCCUGGAGGCCACCGAUCUGGAGCAAUGGACCAAGUGAGGGGCCCUGUGACACCCCGAGGCUUGUGGCUGGGGCUCUAGGGCCGACCCCUACCUGCCCUGCCCGGCGUCUCCUGGGCCCCAAGUGACGGAGGCCACAAG
This is a messenger RNA of Pteronotus mesoamericanus, 2351 nucleotides long. It is a transcript of the gene GPRC5C, whose product is annotated as G protein-coupled receptor class C group 5 member C. The transcript is spliced from 6 exons. Gene Ontology annotation, biological process: G protein-coupled receptor signaling pathway. Gene Ontology annotation, cellular component: plasma membrane; intracellular membrane-bounded organelle; signaling receptor complex. Gene Ontology annotation, molecular function: protein kinase activator activity; G protein-coupled receptor activity. The record is from RefSeq and is a predicted model, not a curated record. Bases 778 to 2106 code for a protein of 442 amino acids. NCBI's taxonomy places the organism in Eukaryota, Metazoa, Chordata, Mammalia, Chiroptera, Mormoopidae.